Phytophthora infestans T30-4 is the source of this 936-nucleotide messenger RNA. Its product is annotated as secreted RxLR effector peptide protein, putative. NCBI's taxonomy places the organism in Eukaryota, Oomycota, Peronosporomycetes, Peronosporales, Peronosporaceae. Bases 1 to 936 code for a protein of 311 amino acids. The record is from RefSeq and is a predicted model, not a curated record. The transcript has a single exon.
AUGCGUCACGUAGCGUUCUUACUAGCUGCCCUAGUGCACUUAAAGAAUCUCGAUGUGGCUUCAGCUGCUAACUCCAUAGCCCAGCGUGAGCGUUACCUUCAACCUCUGGGGCUACCUAGGAGUGGUACACCACCGAAUCAAGAAGAGAGAAACGCUAUUAAUAUUCUCAAUAAUCCGGUCAUCACUAAGCUCCGGGGCGCAGCAAAAUGGUCAACGUCCAAGAUUUUGGAUAAAGCGAAGGUGGGGGCUAUGCGAUUCCAAGGAAAAACUGCGGAUGAAGCCUUCACGCUACUAAAACUCGAUCAGGCUGGUGAUAAACUCCUUGAGAACAAACAGUUCAGCGUAUGGGUCAGCUAUAUGACCAAGACCAACAAGAAGCACCCAAAGACAGCUAUCGUGACAGCGUUGACAGCUCGCUCUAGCGACGAGCGUCUGGCAACGAUGCUGGAAGCCGCGAGAAAAGUGGAUGCAACGAGCGGAAUCGCGACGAAGCUGCAAGUUGCCCACAUGAAAGUUUGGCUGCGCGAGAAAACGUCAAUGGACGCAGUGUUAAAAUUCCUGACACUUGACAAGGGCGUGGAUAGUUUGCUGACAAAUCCGAGUUUCACAGCUCUGAAAACCUAUGUCAGACUAUUCAACAAGCAGAAUCCUGGCAAGGAAACGAGUGUCAUCAAAGAGCUGAUGGUUUUUUACGGAGAUGAAGCUGUAUCCAAGAUGCUCGAGGCAGCUAAGAAGGUCCCCAAUACGCAUGCGCAAGCAACGGCCCUACAGAGCGCGCAAUUUAAACUCUGGUUCGCAGAAGGAGCAAAGCCGUCUCGAAUCUGGAAAAUGCUAAACAUGAAGAAAGCAUCGUGGACGACGAACCCGGAUGCACAGGUUUGGCGUGGGUAUCUCGACUAUUACAAGCUGCAAAAGGCAGCGGCUGUCUCCACAUAG